Entamoeba invadens IP1 is the source of this 387-nucleotide messenger RNA. RefSeq lists its product as hypothetical. NCBI's taxonomy places the organism in Eukaryota, Evosea, Mastigamoebida, Endamoebidae. The record is from RefSeq and is a predicted model, not a curated record. The transcript has a single exon. Bases 1 to 387 code for a protein of 128 amino acids.
AUGCUCAUGGCAACUGCUUAUUUACCAGAAGACGUUAUUGUUGAAACAUUCAAAAGAAUUAAAGAUGAAAUGGGUGGUGAUGAAGAUUUUGAAAAGUUUCUAGAGUAUUUCGAAAACAACUAUAUCAAAGGUGUGUUUAGAACAGCAAAUUGGUCGGUGUUUGGAUUAUCUGAAAGAACAAAUAACAGGUCAGAAAGUUUCCAUUCCGCACUUAACAGAUACAUCGGCACAACACAUCCAGUUAUCCAUAAGUUUUUGGAAAAAUUGUUGUCUUUUCAAAAAAUUAUCAAUUUGAAAUAUAUAGCAUAUGAAACUAACCUUCAAAAAAGUCGCCAAUCAAAUUUGUCGAUUAAGAAAAAUUUGACAUUGAAAGAACUACAAAAUUAA